Molecule: messenger RNA, 1731 nt
Organism: Lactuca saligna
Lineage: Eukaryota; Viridiplantae; Streptophyta; Magnoliopsida; Asterales; Asteraceae
Source: the annotation of a GenBank genome assembly
AUGUUUGGCAUGAAUUAUAAAGAUCCACCUGAUCCAGCUAACAAAAAUCUAUAUGAAGAUGAUCUGGAAGCUGAUGUUGGAGCUAAACGAAGAGGAAGAAGAGCUAUGCACAAGGAAUUUUCUCCGUAUUCAAUGAUUAAACCAUUACGAUCAAAAGAAAAAAUGGAAGCUAAAAUUAAUCGGUUAAGGGAAGAAAAGAAGUAUCUGAAUGCGAAAUCUAUUGCUGAUGGAUCGAAAGAAGUUCUUCGAGCUGGAGUACGUGAAAUAAUAAAAUCAAAUUAUGGGAAAGAAAAUAUAGAUCCGCAAUUUAUAAAAUCGGAGUUGGAGGCAUUUGAUAAGGUGAUCGCUAAUCAGAAAAAAUUGGAAGAAGAAAAAGGAUUUGUGUUGCUCCAGGUAACCUCAGAUAUGGUUAAGGGAUAUAAUUCUUCUAAGAAUUUGGUGGGUGGAUCAUCUCCUUCGUCUCCUGUUAUUCAAGCGAACAUGGGAAUGGAUGCUGGAACUGUAGCUGGGUCGAACAAUAGAAUUUCAGCUGGAACAAAAAAUGACAAAGGCAUUUUGGUUGAUGAGCCGAAGAUUACUAAGGACUUCAUUUCAUCGGAAUUAAUGAAGUGGGUUCGUAUUCCGGUGGUCUUUAAUGCUAAUCCUAUUGACUCAAUUAGUUGUAAUACUAAUUGUAAUGAUGAAGAUAUGAAAGAUUCUAUUAAUGAGAAUGGGAAUUUGGAAGUUGGUUAUGGUAAUAAUAUGAAGAAAGAACAGGGAGCUAAUUUCUUGAAUAUGGAUUUUUCGAAACCUGUCCUCUCCCCUGCAGCUAAGUUGGUUAAUGAGUUCAAUAAAAAAUCUUAUGCUCGUAUGGUUGAAUCAACAAAUAAUGUGGUGGAUCUUAAUAUCAAAGUUAUUCCAAAAGUUGAUGGGAAACCUAGUGGGAAAGUUGAGUUACCUUAUGCAGAUUUAAUGUUGGGUGGUGCUCCUUAUCAUGCUACUUUGUAUGGAUUUUUUGUGGGGAAAAAGCUUGCUUUCCCAACAGUUAAUCAUUUUUCUUUUAAGAUGUGGAAGAUGUAUGGGCUGAAGGAUAUAAUGGUGAAUGAUGAGGGAUUUUUUUUCUUCAAGUUUGAUUCAAAAGAAGGAAUGAUGAGUGUGCUGGAGGGAGGUCCAUGGUUGAUUAACAAUGUCCCAAUGUUUGUUCAAAGAUGGAGGCCAGGUCUAGUUUUGAGUAAACCGCAAAUUAAUUCAGUUCCUGUAUGGGUUAAAGUGUUUAAUGUUCCUUUGGAGUAUUGGAACAGCAAAGGAAUUACGUUGAUUGCAAAUGAGAUUGGGAAACCAAUUGCUAUGGAUAAAAUCACUCAAAAAAUGUGUAAUGAGCACUGGGGAAGGCCAGCUUUCAUGCGAUUUCUUGUGGAAAUGUCAGCAGAAUCGGAAUGGAUGAAAGAAUUAAGUGUCGUCUCAAUAGAUUUUGGGACAGGAGAGAAAGUUGAAUCAAAGUGCAGGAUAGAGUAUGCAUGGAGACCUGAUAUUUGUAGUCAUUGCAAAAUUUACGGACAUAAAAAUAACAAUUGUGGGAUUCUAAAUGGAAAAAAGAAUGAUGGUGUUACUGAUGUUGCUGUUGACAGAGAAGAAAAUGGGAGAAAAGAGAAAGUGGAUGAUGAUGGGUUCAUAUUAGUAACAAAGAAAAACAAUAAAGGGCAGAAAUUUAAUACCGGAGUGGUUAUUAAUGAAGAAGGGAAGUGGAUUUAA